This is a messenger RNA of Anarrhichthys ocellatus (wolf-eel), 1250 nucleotides long. It is a transcript of the gene oaz1a, whose product is annotated as ornithine decarboxylase antizyme 1a. The record is from RefSeq and is a predicted model, not a curated record. Gene Ontology annotation, molecular function: ornithine decarboxylase inhibitor activity. Lineage: Eukaryota; Metazoa; Chordata; Actinopteri; Perciformes; Anarhichadidae. Gene Ontology annotation, biological process: positive regulation of protein catabolic process. Gene Ontology annotation, cellular component: cytoplasm; nucleus.
ACUGCCAGCUCUCUGACUCCAGCACAAGGCGGCGAGGAGGGAGACGACAGAGCCGCUGGUGUUGGACGCUGGCCGGAUGGUUAAAUCUAACCUACAGACGAUUUUGAAUAGUCAUUGUUUUGUAAGAGAAAAAGAGAGAAACUUAUCCGAGAUGCCUGUUAUUGAGCAAUCCAGUAAUACACCUGAACGUGAAAGUAUGUCCAGUCCCAGGAGGGGCUCCCGCUGUUGCAGUAACCCGUGUCUGGGGCCUCUGUGGUGCUCCGAUGCCCCUCACCCACCCCUGAAGAUCCCAGGUGGGCGAGGGAAUGACCAGCGGGAUCGCAAUCUUUCAGCUAAGCUAUUCUAUUCUGAUACUCAGUUGCUGGUUCUUGAGGAGCCCCCCCCCGCCAACGGCAGAGUGCGCUUCUUGCUCUUCGAGCCCCGUCGCUCUGAGGGCAAGCACUGCGUCUGGAGGGCCGCGCUGAAAGGAGGGAACCUCUACGUCGAAAUCCCUCCCGGAGCUUUGCCCGAGGGCAGCAAAGACAGUUUUGCUCUUCUGCUGGAGUUUGCAGAAGAGCAGCUGCAGGUCGGUCACGUGUUCAUCUGUUUUCACAAGAACCGCGACGACAGAGCCUCCCUGCUGCGCACAUUCAGUUUCCUGGGCUUUGAGAUUGUGAGACCGGGUCAUCCCCUCGUCCCCUCCCGCCCCGACGCUUUCUUCAUGGCUUACAGCAUCGAGCGAGACUCCUCCUCCUCCGACGACGAUUAAAUGACGCUGAGCAGUUACAGAAGUUGCUCUCAUUUCAAUCCACACCCACCCAGCUUUAUGAUUUCUCUGUUUUGAGAAAUUAAUAUAUUAUCCAAGUUCAGUAUGGUCGAGGUUUCCCCCGUUUUGUUUGUUUUUCCCUUUAGCUACCAUGUGCUGUGUUUCUAUGGUAUUUGCACUAGGGUAAAAUGUUAAUCUACCAGGAAUAUAGAGCAAGCGCCCACAUAAUAUCUGGGCAUCGUGUCCUCGCCACUGUAUUACUCUUCAUAAUGUGUAGUGCUGACCUCCCAUGAACACCCCACGACGAUCAUCUCCACACUGUAAUAUUUAUGAUAAAUUCUAAUUCAUCUUACUCGUGUAAGUCGAUCUAUUUUCAUAGUAUCAGUUGAUCCUCCUGUUAAUCUUUUUUUAUUUUUCAAUGUGUGCAUGAUUUUCAUUUGUUGUUUGAUUCACUUGAUAGAAAUCUGCAUGUGGUAACUACUAAAUAAAAGUGCACCUAAGUGAA